AUGAGCUCUGAUGCCGAGAUGGCCCAGUAUGGGCCGGCGGCCAUCUUUCUCCGCAAGCCUGAGAAGGAGCGAGUGGAGGCUCAGAACCGGCCUUUCGACGCCAGGACAGCCUGCUUUGUGCCGGAUGCCAAGGAACUGUACAUCAAAGGUGUGAUCCAGCAGAGAGACGGUGGCCAAGUCACUGUGAAGACUGAAGCUGGGGAGACUGUAACAGUGAAGGAGGACGAUUGCCAUCCUAUGAAUCCCCCAAAGUAUGACAAGAUUGAGGACAUGGCCAUGAUGACCCACCUCAACGAGCCAUCUGUGCUGUUUAACCUCAAAGAUCGUUAUGCAGCAUGGAUGAUUUAUACUUACUCUGGGCUCUUCUGUGUGACUGUCAAUCCCUACAAGUGGCUGCCGGUGUACGACAUGAAAGUGGUGUCAGCCUACAGAGGGAAGAAGCGCAUGGAGGCCCCACCACAUAUUUUCUCUGUGUCUGAUAAUGCAUAUCAAAAUAUGCUUACAGAUCGUGAGAACCAGUCAGUCCUGAUCACUGGGGAAUCCGGUGCAGGAAAGACUGUCAACACCAAGCGUGUCAUUCAGUACUUUGCGACAAUCGCAGUGGCUAGUGGUGACAAGAAAGACCAAUCACCUGGCAAAAUGAAGGGGACACUGGAAGAUCAAAUCAUUUCAGCAAACCCUUUGCUGGAGGCUUUUGGGAAUGCCAAGACUGUGAGGAAUGACAAUUCCUCACGAUUUGGUAAAUUCAUCAGAAUCCACUUUGGAACAACAGGGAAACUGGCUUCUGCAGAUAUUGAAACUUAUCUGCUGGAGAAGUCAAGAGUGACGUUCCAGUUGACUGAAGAGAGGAGCUACCAUAUAUUCUAUCAGAUCAUGACCGGCCACAAGCCAGAGCUUAUAGAAAUGUUGCUCAUAACAACAAACCCAUAUGACUUCCCCAUGGUGAGUCAGGGACAGAUCACUGUGGCCAGCAUUGAUGACAAAGAAGAGCUGGUGGCAACAGACACUGCCACUGAUGUAUUGGGCUUCACCAAUGACGAAAAACUGUCCAUCUACAAGCUGACUGGCGCGGUGAUGCAUUAUGGGAAUAUGAAGUUCAAGCAGAAGCAGCGGGAGGAGCAGGCAGAGCCCGACGGCACAGAGGUGGCCGACAAAGUCGCUUUCCUCAUGGCGCUGAACUCUGCUGACUUGCUGAAAGGCCUCUGCUACCCCAGAGUGAAAGUGGGGAAUGAGUAUGUCACCAAAGGCCAGACAGUCCCCCAGGUUACUAAUUCAGUUAGCGCUCUGGCCAAGUCUGUCUAUGAGAAGAUGUUCUUGUGGAUGGUUGUAAGAAUCAACGAGAUGCUGGACACAAAGCAGCCCAGGCAGUUCUUCAUUGGAGUGCUGGACAUUGCUGGAUUUGAAAUAUUUGAUUUCAACAGCAUGGAGCAAAUCUGCAUUAAUUUCACCAAUGAGAAGCUGCAACAGUUUUUCAACCACCACAUGUUUGUGUUGGAGCAAGAAGAAUACAAAAAGGAAGGGAUUGACUGGGAGUUCAUUGAUUUUGGUAUGGACUUGGCAGCUUGCAUCGAGCUCAUUGAAAAGCCAAUGGGUAUCUUCUCCAUCCUUGAAGAGGAGUGUAUGUUCCCCAAGGCCUCUGACACUUCUUUUAAGAACAAACUCUACGAUCAGCAUCUUGGAAAAAAUAACGCUUUCCAAAAGCCAAAGGUUGUCAAAGGCAAACCUGAGGCUCACUUCACUUUGGUGCACUACGCCGGCACAGUGGACUACAACAUCACUGGUUGGCUGGACAAGAACAAAGACCCGCUGAAUGAGUCUGUGGUGCAGCUUUACCAGAAGUCACCGAUGAAACUGUUGGCUUUAUUGUAUGCCUCGUUUUCUGGUGGUGAUGAAUCGGGUGGUGAUGCUGGCAAAGGUGGAAAGAAAGGGGCAAAGAAGAAAGGCGGCUCCUUUCAGACAGUGUCUGCAGUUUUCAGGGAAAAUCUUGGAAAACUAAUGACCAACUUGAGGAGCACACAUCCUCACUUUGUGCGUUGCCUGAUUCCAAAUGAGGUUAAAACACCAGGAAUCAUGGACAAUCACUUGGUCAUCCACCAGCUUCGCUGUAAUGGUGUGCUGGAAGGAAUCAGGAUCUGCAGGAAAGGAUUCCCCAGCAGGAUUAUUUACGCUGACUUCAAGCAGAGAUACAGAAUCCUAAAUGCAAGUGCCAUCCCAGAGGGGCAGUUCAUAGAUGGAAAGAAAGCCUCUGAGAAGCUUCUUGGUUCGAUUGACCUCGAUCACACACAGUACCGAUUUGGGUCUACGAAGGUCUUCUUCAAAGCCGGCUUACUCGGUACUCUGGAGGAGCUUCGAGAUGAAAAACUAGCUUCUCUUGUGAUGCAGACUCAAGCCGUGUGUCGUGGUUAUCUCAUGAGAAAAGAAUUCUCCAAUUUAAUUGCACAAAAAGAUUGUGUUUGGAUCCUGCAAUACAACUUGCGUUCAUUCAUGAAUGUCAAACACUGGCCAUGGAUGAAGCUCUUCUUCAAAAUCAAGCCACUCCUCAAGAGUGCUGAAACAGAAAAGGAGAUGGCAACAAUGAAAGACGACUUUGUGAAAUGUAAGGAGGAUCUGGCAAAGUCAGAUACCAAGAGAAAGGAACUCGAGGAGAAAAUGGUUUCUCUGCUGCAGGAGAAAAAUAACCUCCUCCUGCAAGUACAAUCUGACUCAGAAAAUCUUUGUGACGCAGAGGAAAGAUGUGAGGGCUUGAUCAAAAGCAAAAUCCAGCUUGAGGCCAAACUCAAAGAGGUGACCGAAAGACUUGAGGACGAGGAGGAAAUGAACGCUGAGUUGACUGCCAAGAAGCGUAAACUCGAAGAUGAAUGCUCGGAGCUUAAGAAAGACAUAGAUGACCUGGAGAUGACUUUGGCUAAAGUUGAGAAGGAGAAACAUGCCACCGAAAAUAAAGUUAAAAAUCUUUUGGAGGAGCAGUCAGGUCAGGAUGAAAACAUUGCCAAACUGACCAAAGAAAAGAAAGUCCUCCAAGAGGCCCAUCAACAGACACUGGAUGAUUUACAAGCUGAGGAAGACAAAGUCAACUCUCUGACAAAAGCAAAGACAAAGCUUGAACAGCAAGUGGAUGAUCUCGAAGGUUCACUGGAGCAAGAGAAGAAGAUCCGCAUGGACCUUGAAAGAGCCAAAAGAAAGCUUGAGGGUGAUCUCAAACUUGAUCAAGAAUCCAUAAUGGAUCUGGAAAAUGACAAGCAACAAUCUGAGGAGAAAAUUAAGAAAAAAGAAUUUGAAAACAAUCAGCUGCUCAGCAAGAUUGCAGAUGAGCAAACAAUUAACAACCAGCUGCAAAAGAAGCUGAAAGAGCUCAAUGCUCGGAUUGAAGAACUAGAAGAAGAAGUUGAGGCUGAACGAGCGGUCCGUGCAAAGAUAGAAAAGCAGAGAUCUGAUCUCACCAGGGAGAUCGAGGAGAUCAGUGAGAGGCUGGAGGAGGCCGGAGGCGCCACCGCCGCUCAGAUCGAGAUGAACAAGAAGCGGGAAGCCGAGUUCCUCAAACUGAGACGCGACCUGGAGGAAUCCACCUUGCACCACGAGGCCACGACUGCUGCUCUGCGCAAAAAGCAGGCGGACAGCAUGGCUGAGCUAGGAGAACAGAUCGACAACCUCCAAAGAAUCAAGCAGAAACUUGAGAAGGAAAAGAACGAAAUGAAGAUGGAAAUUGAUGAUUUGGCCAGCAAUAUGGAAGCAGUUGCAAAGGCUAAGGUCAAUCUAGAGAAGAUGUGUCGCUCACUUGAGGAUCAACUUAUGGAGUUAAAGACCAAGACCGAUGAAAACAUGCGGCAUAUGUCAGAUCUCACCAAUCAGAGGGCCCGUUUUCAAACUGAGAAUGCCGAACUUUCCCGACAAAUGGAAGAGAGAGAGAGUCUAAUUUCCCAGCUGACCAGAGGAAAGCAGGGAUUUACGACACAAAUCGAUGAGCUGAAAAGACAAGUGGAGGAGGAGACCAAGGCUAAGAAUGCCCUGGCUCACAGUUUGCAGUCAGCUCGUCACGACUGCGAUCUCCUUCGUGAGCAGUACGAGGAGGAGCAGGAGGCCAAAGCUGAGCUGCAGCGCAAUUUGUCCAAAGCCAACAGUGAGGUAGCUCUCUGGAGGAACAAGUAUGAGACUGAUGCCAUCCAGCGUACAGAGGAGCUUGAAGAAGCAAAGAAAAAGCUCGCCCAGCGUCUCCAAGAGGCUGAAGAACAAAUCGAAGCGGUGAAUUCAAAGUGCGCCUCACUGGAGAAAACUAAACAGAGACUUCAAAAUGAGAUGGAGGAUCUCAUGGUUGAUGUAGAAAGGUCCAACAGUGUAGCAGCUACGCUUGACAAGAAACAGAGAAACUUUGACAAGAUCAUAGCUGAAUGGAAACAGAAGUUUGAGGAGUCUCAGGCAGAGCUUGAAGGCGCUCAGAAAGAAUCUCGAUCUCUGAGCACUGAGCUUUUCAAACUGAAGAACUCCUAUGAGGAAGCCCUGGAUCACCUGGAGACGAUGAAAAGGGAAAAUAAAAACCUGCAACAGGAGAUCUCUGACCUGACAGAGCAGAUCGGGGAGACAGGGAAGUCGAUGCAUGAACUGGAGAAAUUCAAGAAGCAGGUGGAGACGGAGAAAUAUGACAUGCAAACUGCGCUGGAAGAAGCUGAGGCCUCCCUGGAACAAGACGAGUCCAAGGUGCUGCGUGUGCAAAUGGAGCUGAACCAGAUGAAGGCUGAAGUGGACCGAAAGGUGGCGGAGAAAGACGAGGAGAUGGACCAGAUGAAGAGGAACAACCAGAGAGUGAUGGAGUCCAUGCAGACCACUCUGGACGCUGAGGUCCGGAGCAGGAACGACGCACUGAGAAUCAAGAAAAAGAUGGAGGGAGACCUCAAUGAGAUGGAGAUUCAGCUGAGCCACGCUAACAGGCAGGCGGCCGAGGCUCAGAAACAACUGAGGAACAUUCAGGGGCAACUCAAGGAUGCUCAAAUCCACCUGGAUGACUGCGUCCGAGGGCAGGAGGACAUGAAGGAGCAGGUGGCCAUGAUGGAGCGCAGAAACUCCUUGAUGCAGGCCGAGAUCGAGGAGCUUCGAGCAGUUGCGGAGCAGGCGGAGCGGAGCCGCAAAAUAGCUGAACAGGAACUGGUUGAUACCAGCGAGCGUGCAGGACUCCUUCACUCACAGAACACCAGUCUCAUGAACACCAAAAAGAAGCUCGACACAGACAUAACUCAGCUUCACACUGAAAUAGAAGAAGCGGUUCAAGAGGCCAGAAACGCUGAGGAGAAAGCCAAGAAAGCCAUUACUGAUGCUGCCAUGAUGGCUGAAGAGCUGAGGAAGGAGCAGGACACCAGCGCUCACCUGGAGAGGAUGAAGAAGAACCUGGAGAUCACAGUCAAAGAUCUGCAGCAUCGCUUAGACGAGGCUGAAAACUUGGCCAUGAAGGGAGGAAAGAAACAGCUGCAGAAACUGGAGACUAGGGUCCGUGAUCUGGAAAGUGAACUUGAAGCGGAGCAGAAACGUGGCUCAGAGGCCAUCAAAGGAGUCCGUAAAUAUGAGAGAAAGGUCAAAGAGUUAACCUAUCAGUCUGAGGAGGAUAAGAAGAACAUCCUCCGUCUGCAGGAUUUAGUGGACAAGCUCCAGAUCAAAAUGAAGGCCUACAAACGACAUGCUGAAGAAGCCGAGGAGCAGUCCAACGUGCAAAUGGCCAGAUUCAGAAAGGCUCAGCAUGAGCUGGAAGAGGCUGAAGAGAGAGCUGAUGUGGCCGAAUCGCUGGCCAACAAGAUGCGAGCCAAGAGCCGUGAAAUCGGCACGAAGGUACUGAAUGUCCUGAUUUUAUAUAAAGACUGUUAA
Molecule: messenger RNA, 5847 nt
Organism: Scomber japonicus (chub mackerel)
Lineage: Eukaryota; Metazoa; Chordata; Actinopteri; Scombriformes; Scombridae
Product: myosin heavy chain, fast skeletal muscle-like
Exons: 38
Coding region: 1-5847 (1948 amino acids)
Cellular component (GO): myosin complex
Molecular function (GO): cytoskeletal motor activity; ATP binding; actin filament binding
Source: RefSeq, a predicted model, not a curated record